UGAAGGGCCGGCCGUAAACGGGCGGCCUCCAUUGCCGCGGCCUCUGAAACGAAAGCCCCGGCUGGGGCGGAAGGGCUUGCCUGGCUCCCCUCGUCUGGGCGGAAGGGCGCUUCGCCGCUCUCAUUUGUGCUCGCCAAGCGCUUCUUCGGCGGCUGCUUUUCAAGCGGGGCUCCUUCGCGGUGCCCCCCCCCCGCCGCCCCUGUUUGAUCCCGUGCAAACGUCAGCGGCAGCCCCGCAUCUGCCGGGGGAGGGCGGCGCCCGCCCUCUCUGGCCGCCUGAGCCGCGGGGGCCUUGCCUUCCUUCCAGGCCCGCCUUCCCCGCCGCCGCCGCCGCCGCCGCCGCCCGAGGAGCCCCGCGGGAAAGAGCCGGGCCCCAACGCCGCCCCCGCGCCCGUCGCCAUAGCAGCGGCCCGUCCCCGCCUCGUGCGCGCGCCACUGGCGGCCUGGCUGCGCGCGGCGGAGGCUGCGGGCCCGCCAUGACCUCGGCCUCCACCAAGGUGGGCGAGAUCUUCUCCGCGGCCGGCGCCGCCUUCACCAAGCUGGGCGAGCUGACCAUGCAGCUGCACCCGGUGGCCGACUCUUCGCCCGCGGGGGCCAAGUGGACCGAGGCCGAGAUCGCGCUGCUGCGGGCGUCGGUGCAGCGCUUCGGGGACGACCUCAACCGCAUCAGCGCCCUCAUCAAGGAGCGGACCGUGGCCCAGCUGAAGGGCGCCGCCAAGCGCAAGGCCUACGAGGACAGCGGGCUGCCGCUCCCGGCCGAGUCCCCCAAGAAGGGCGCCCGGAAGGGCCCGCCGCCCGCCCCUGCCCCGACGGCCCCCGACGCCGCGGCCGCCCCGCCGAAGAAGCAGAAGGCCGCCGACGUGACCCUGAGCGCCCUCAACGACGCCGACGCCCACAGCGACCUGGUGGACAUGGAGGGCCUGGGCGGGGCGCCCCCCGCCAAGAAGCUCAACUUCGACCAGGACAGCCUGACCCUGGAGCCCGGCUUCCUCAUGACCCCCGGCCCGGACCUGCCGCUCCUCUCCCGCUGAGCGAGGGCUGCCCCCCCCCACCCCGUGGACGGGGGCGCGGGCGGGGCCGGGGGCGCCUUCUCCGGAGUGCUUCUGCCAGGCCCUCCCGGCUCCCUCGCUCUCCUUCACCCUCCUCUGCCCAGCCGGAGUGGAGGGGCUGCCCCCCCCCAGCAGGCGGGAUGGCCCUUGGAUCUGCGCAGCACCCUGGUGCCUCCCUUGGGCGCCCCCCCCCCCGCCAGACACCAAGGGGAUGCCCCAGCGCCCCCCUCCUUGGGCAAGCCGGGUCCCCUCUUCAUGCCCCAGCCCCUGUAUCUGUAUUUCCUCCUAUUAUUGCAAUAAAAGUUGUGCUGAGCCUG
Eublepharis macularius is the source of this 1365-nucleotide messenger RNA. RefSeq names its product chromosome 12 C17orf49 homolog (gene BACC1). The record is from RefSeq and is a predicted model, not a curated record. The coding region runs from base 476 to 1030 and encodes 184 amino acids. Gene Ontology annotation, cellular component: MLL1 complex; NURF complex. The transcript has 6 exons. NCBI's taxonomy places the organism in Eukaryota, Metazoa, Chordata, Lepidosauria, Squamata, Eublepharidae.